Molecule: messenger RNA, 774 nt
Organism: Capronia coronata CBS 617.96
Lineage: Eukaryota; Fungi; Ascomycota; Eurotiomycetes; Chaetothyriales; Herpotrichiellaceae
Exons: 2
Coding region: 1-774 (257 amino acids)
Biological process (GO): peptidyl-lysine dimethylation
Molecular function (GO): protein-lysine N-methyltransferase activity
Source: RefSeq, a predicted model, not a curated record
AUGGACCACAGUGAUGAGGAUGACACACCUCUUUCGCUAGAUCUCUUUCAGGAGCCCGCCGAUUUCUAUCAGCCAGAGAAGCCGGCCACCUUUACCAAGUACACCCUUCAAAGUGGUCAAGUGCUUUCUCUCCGGCUCGUAGGCCAUAGUCCUCUUUGGGGCCACCUGCUGUGGAAUGCUGGUCAAGUCAUCGCGCAAUAUCUGGAGGACAAUGCGCAACUCGUCCAAGGCAAGACUGCUCUUGAAUUAGGCGCUGGUGCUGGGCUUCCCAGCCUUGUCGCCGCCAUCCUUGGAGCAAAGAAAGUGGUGGUGACUGACUAUCCUGAUCCGGAUUUGAUCUUGAACCUCCGCCACAACAUCGAGCACUGCUCGGCGCUUGCAGACAAAUCCAACAUUGUUGCAGCCGGUUUUCUUUGGGGCAGCGCUGCGCAGCCGCUCAAAACCUAUCUCAGCCCGGAGGCGGAUGGCUUUGACCUUCUGAUUCUCGCCGACAUCCUCUUCAACCAUUCCGAGCACCAGAAACUUCUGGCCACCCUUCGUGAUUGCCUGAGGAAGUCUGCGGAGGCUGUCGCACUCGUAUUCUUCACACCAUAUCGGCCUUGGCUGUUCGAAAAGGACUUGAACUUUUUUGAGAUUGCUCGUGCUGAUGGCUUUGUGGUGAAUAAAAUCCUUGAACGCACAAUGGACAAGGUCAUGUUUGAGAACGACCCUGGGGACGAAAGACUUCGAAAGACAGUCUUUGGAUAUGAGGUGAAAUGGCAAAUAAAUCAGUGA